Messenger RNA from Sporothrix schenckii 1099-18, 2781 nucleotides. RefSeq lists its product as uncharacterized. The coding region runs from base 1 to 2781 and encodes 926 amino acids. Lineage: Eukaryota; Fungi; Ascomycota; Sordariomycetes; Ophiostomatales; Ophiostomataceae. The transcript has a single exon. The record is from RefSeq and is a predicted model, not a curated record.
AUGGACCUCAACGACAUCCAUGGCCCAGGCCAAAGGCAAGGCCAUGAAUUUGGCCACGAAUCUGUGACGGUGCCGCCCACAACGGCGACCUCAGCGACAUCGACAUUGGCGACUACGACGGCGACGGCGACGACGACGACCACAACCAUGGCCGACCAGCCGCCAACACCAUUGCCUGCCGAUGCAGACCAGAAGCAGCUGCAAACGUCACAAACCAUGUGGACAACACCAACAUCCCACGGCCUCCGCCCGCGGCCGGCCACGAUCCACGAGGGCUUUUCAUACUGCAUGGGCGAGGCAUACGACGGCCUGACAUCGUGGGACACGUCGUCCACGACCCAGUCCACAACCCAGUCGCAGUCGCGGCCCAUCUCGAUGCACCAGGAGUUUGACGACGGCAGCAACUGGGCACAGGCCGUGGGCCAGCAGAAACCGCUCGAGGACGACAGCCUGGAUCUGCAGCACCUGGUGGACAGCGACAUGGGCAUGGGCAUCGGCCAGGCGUACACGACCGACGAGGCCAUUCCCAUUCUGGAUUUGCGGUUUUCGGCCGCAUCGGGUGGCAACGGUGGUGGCGCCAACCGCCGGCUGUCCGGCUCAUCCUUCACCAUGUCGACGACGGGCGGCCUCUCGGACAUGCCCUCCUACGAAGAUUUCUCGGCGGCGCUGUCGGAUGCGCCCUCGUUCUCGUCCGAAAGCUAUCCGCCGCCGUCGAACCGCAACUCGCUCAUGUCAUCCACACAGCUGUCGCCCGUGGCCUCGCCGCGUAUGACGCCACAGGGCCGCUCGGAACUGGUGCGUACACAGAGCCGCGGUCGUGCGUCGCCCUCACCUCGACCCGGCCUGCGAGCUGCGCCAUACAGCAUGGAAGGUCCCCGCAACAAGCGGUGGUCCACGGGCUCGUACGGCACCAUGCCGAACCGGAGGCCGUCACCAUUUGUCUACCACGGCGGUGUCGCAAACAACAUGCUGGGCGCGGCCACGGCGUCGUCGUCCACGCAACAGCACCAGUCAUCGCCUACGGCCGCCAACGGCCAGCUGCCGCUCAACAUUGGCAACUUACAGCAAGCGUCGGUCGCAGCUGCAGCCGCUGCUGCGGCUGCUGCCGGCGUGCCUGCCCAAAAUCCGUUUUUCCUGUCGGCCCACCACGUCGCGGCUGCCACUUCGGGCUACAACCGCCACAGCAUGCUCCUGCCGACGCAGCUUCCGUCACAGGCAGGUGCCAUGGCCUUCCACCACCCGCACUUGGAAGGAAGCGGUGCCGGUGGCAGCUUCCCUGGCGCACAUCAUUUCGCACCGCAUCCCAACAUGAUAUCAACGCACGCCGGUGGCCUGCACCCGCACCCACAUCCCAUCCCCAGCCACCAUCUCCAGCUCGGCAGCAACAACCACUUGGGCCCUGUGCCGUCCAACGCCUUUGACCCGGCAGCGCACCACCACCAUCCACACCAGCCCGCGCCGCUGCUCUCCCACGGGCUGUUCCGCAUGCUCCAGAGCAAUGCCGACCCCCAUUCUCUGCAUCACCACGGCGGCGGUCUCCAUCACCACUACACGGACCUGUCCGACCCGCCCGACUUGUACGCGUCCCUCCACGAGGACCAGGUGCCACCGCCGCCCGAAGACAUGAACCCGGCGGACCCGGACCUGAUGCCCCACGAGCAGGAGCUCCGGUUCACGGGCGACCUGUACACGCCCAAAUGGGUCCGCGGCCACGGCAACAAGCGCGAGGGAUGGUGCGGCAUCUGCAAGCCGGGCCGGUGGCUUGUGCUCAAGAACUCGGCGUUUUGGUACGACAAGAGCUUUACGCACGGCAUCAGCGCCGCGACGGGCAACCCGUUCCAGGAGCCCCUGGAGACGCGCCGCAUGGACGGCAACCCGGACGUGUGGGAGGGCCUGUGCGGCAGCUGCAACGAGUGGAUCGCGCUGGUGAGCAGCAAGAAGAAGGGCACGACGUGGUUCCGGCACGCGUACAAGUGCCACACGCACCCCAAGAUCAAGGACGCGCCCAAGCGGCGGCGGGAGAGCAGCCAUGCUCGGGCGGGCGGGCUAAGCGCAAAUGCGAAUGCAAAUGCAAAUGCCAACGUAAACGGAGGAGGCGGCCCUGGACCUGUCGUCAAGUCGCGCCCCAACAGCCAGUGCGGACCUAGUCUGCAGGUAACGACGGCCGGACCGAUUCCAGGCUCGGGCGCACCGCCGCCCAUGCCCCACACGCCGCUGACACCACAGCUCACACCGGUCCCAGCGUCGGCCACAACGGUCACACCCACGUCGGGGCCAACGGGGGCUGCCAAUGUGCUCCCUGUCCAGAUGCCCGUUCCCGUGUCGCUAGCCAUGGCCGGACUGUCGUCGAUGCCGUCGGAGGCCGAGCAGAUGAUUCUGCAACAGCAGCAGCAACAGCACCAGCAGCAGCAGUCAUCAUCACCUCUCGGCGAGUCGCACGCUCAACAGCCAAGCCCACUAGACUAUGCGCAUCUGCCUCCAUCCCACCCACCGCCAUCACACCCGCCUCCGCCAGUCCCACCACGCUCACAUCUGCGUUUGCAACAGGCUCAGCAGCAGGCCCAACAACAGCACAUGGCACAGAUGGGGGCGAUGCAGCAGCAUCACCAACAGAUGCAACAACAGGCACAGCAACAGGCACAGCAACAGGCGCAGAUGCAGGCGCAACAGCAGCAGCAAAGAAGUCUGCAGCAUGUCCGUCAGCCGCAACCACCACCCCAGCAGGCACGCCCCAUGAUGACGCCCAUGGCCUCUAUUGAAGGCCUGGGCAACAUGAUCUAG